Messenger RNA from Eurytemora carolleeae, 4451 nucleotides. RefSeq lists its product as uncharacterized. Bases 49 to 2868 code for a protein of 939 amino acids. The transcript has 12 exons. The record is from RefSeq and is a predicted model, not a curated record. Lineage: Eukaryota; Metazoa; Arthropoda; Copepoda; Calanoida; Temoridae.
UGAAAGAUGUUGAAGACGGACUGAAAUAUUUUGUUGGAUAGGAGGGAAAUGUUGGGAAUGCAGUCCUUUAACUGUGUUAAAUCUGAGGUUCCGUCAUCCUUCAGUUUCCACAGUUUAUCAGUUCGUCCUGCUGAAUAUGAUCCUGGACUAGCAACCCUCACUCUCCGGGUACAGGUUAGAUCUGGUAGGGGGUCGACAGGAGAUCAUGAGUCCAUGUCCGGCGAGGUUCGGAUUGUUCACGGUACAGCAGAGAUUCAUAAUGUGGUCGAAACCUCGAUAAAGAAUGUUUUCAACUCGGAGGAUCAAUCUACUAGUGAAGAACCUGGGACGAAGGAAGAGGAUACUCCGGACGAGUUCUGGGUUCGACUUAUUGAAGGAUCGAUCCAGGACGAGUCUGUGAGAUCAAGAUUUGUAUUGGAUCUCUUCUCUGGGUUGUCUAGUAUUUCCUGGGACGUUAUCUCCUCAUGCAACCUUACUCGCAACCCAUCAAACCUUCAGACCUAUGAGAUGUUCACUUGGAUAUUAAAAAGGAAAAUGGUUCCUGCACCCGGGAUAGAAUGUAUUGCAAUAUCUUUAAGGAGACGCGAGGAUGAGAAUAUUCUAGAAAUUCUAAGCCCAGGAGACAACUGCACUAUUGAGGUUAAUAAUUUAGUCAAGAGUUGUGUUGAACAAGAGGCUAAACAGCCCAAGAAUCCAAACUGCGUGGAGUCUACGAGUAAACCUGAUCGAAGAUCUAAAGAGAUUAGUCACAAAGAACUUGCAAAUUCCUUGGAUAAGAUCUCAACAUAUGACAGUACUACUGUUACGGAAACCAAAAAAUUAAUAGAGCACAAUGUAACCUCUGGCCGCGUAGAGUCACCUGUUCAGUGUUCAGUAGAAACCAAUGUUGAACUGCAUCAUGUCUCUGAACAGUUAGCUAAUCAAUCUAAUCAAGAUAAUCACAAGUCUUUCACGAACUCAAAGUCAAGGUUACCAGGUUCUUCAGGACUGCAUGACAACUGCUGCAUAGAGCCAAGUUUACCAGGUCCCUCAGAACUGGAAAACAACUGCUGCGUAGAACAAGGAACUCCAGAUACACUUACUCCGGAUGAACCGAUGAAGACGGGAGAGAGUGGAUAUAUCUCGGAAGAGGAUAAAAAGAGUGAGGAAGAAUUAGCUCAGAAAACUGAGGAUAUUGAACCGGUUCCAGAAGAGUUUAUAGAUCCUAAAGAUAAAUCUGGUGAUGAUAACUGUUCACAAUUGAAAGAAGUUGAAUCUGAAAUUAUAUUAAAAGAAUCCGAAGUAUUGUCCGAAGAGAAAACCAGAGAAACUGAAACCAAACUAACUAGUGAAUAUGACACCAAAGAAUCCAGUAUACAUAAUACACAACCAACUGUUGAAUCUGAAACGAAACAGCCCAGUGAAUCUGAAACCAAGCAACCUAUUGAAUCUGAAACCAAGCAACCCAGUGAAUCUGAAACCAACCAACCCAGUGAUACUGAAACCAAGCAACCUAGUGAAUCUGAAACCAACCUAACUAGUGUGCCCACGGACGAGAAAACAAUCGCUUCCACAGCCGAAGAAUCCAUUAAAAUUGUUACAAGUCAAACAAAUGUAACGGUUACUAUCGAAACCCACGAAACUGUUUCUAGAGAAAUUACGAAAUAUAAAUCAAAUCAGAAAGAAAUAGAGCUAAAAGAAUUAGAAGCCGCUGCAAAAGUAAACGAAUUAUCUGCAAAAAUCAGCAAUUUGAUCCAAACACCACGGAAAGUGGAAUCCGAAGCUAUGCGGGAGGGAUCCCCUGGUUCUCCUGGUAAGGGUGUAGUCCUCAGGAAUAAAGCCUUCCUUAGCAACAUUAUUGCUCCUCCACCCAAAUUCCGUGAAUCUCAGGAGGAUCCUCUCUGCCCGUCCCAGUUCCGGGUUGGAUUAAACCUGAACCUUGUUCUCCUUGAUCUCUCCUACAAGAUGUUCUCUAGGCAGUGGAAGCUUGUGACCUGUACCAGGCUCCAGGGGUCACAGGAGUCCUUGCUCCUCUUCCAACAUGAUUCCAGGAUUCUUCCUGGUAUUGGACAACAGGCCUUGGCUGGGCUAAGUAUUGAACAGGGUGAAGUAGAACUGUUUAAUAUUAAUCCUGAGAUAUCAGGACGAAUAUCUGGGGAUCUAGGGUUGGAGAGGAAGGAAGGAUUUCUAUUCUCUGCUCCAGUUGAUGAGUCUGCUCUUUAUUCAAACCUGGUCUUUUCAUUCUGCCAACAUUCAUACAAUAUAUUCUCAUCUAUACAGAGCCCGACUGGGAGCUUGAUAAUGUUCCGCUCCUCGAACCUGGUCGCCUCCUCCACCCUCACCCUGCACCUUGUCAAGGGGAACACCAUCAGACUUAGUGGAGCUACAUUGGAAGAAGUUAACGUCAUUAGGGAGGUUAUACGAUCUAGAUGGCCAUAUGCAAUCUCACUAGAUCAUCAGCUGUUCAAGGACGGAGAGGUACAGAAAGACGUGGAAGUAAAAGACGCUGAAGACAAAGAUAGAGAAGUUAAAGAUGUGAGUAUCAAGGACGGAGAAAUCAAGGAUGGAUCUGAUAUUGAACCUGGAGCUAAGAAACCCUGUGAACCUGUUGAUGAUGGAUCUAGGAAAAGUUCAGGAUCGGAGAAAACGGUAUCCUGGGAGUGGAAGGUUCGAAGGUAUCCCUGGAGAAUAUCCUAUGGAGCCAGGUUGGUUGAUAGAGCAGUGGAGAAGGCAGGACGGGUUCUGUCUCUACCUUCACCUAAACAUCAGGACCUGGAGAGUGCUAAGAGUGUUAUCAUCUUUGCUUUAAAGGAGCUUUCGGAACGAGGUUGGAAAUUCUCUGGAGUUUUUAGCUCUGACUCCCAAACCUAUGUGCAGUUCAUUAAAUAGUUUAGUUUGGCAAAAAAUUUAAUUCAACCCAACUUUGAAUCCAAACGUGGACGUUGAACACUAAUCCAACGUAUCAAAUUGUUUAAUUGUACAUCUGCAGAUGUUUAACUUUAACUAUUGAUCUAGCCUUUGCAAAUAUUAUACAAGAUUAUAUAAGAAAAGAAAUUAAGUAUUUAAAUCAAUUCUAUAGUCCAUUAAUUUGAUAACUUAUCUUCCAUAUAAUCUUUAAAAUUCGACUUUUUUAUUUUCUGGUAGGUGUGAUUAGUUUAUCAUUUUAAAGGCUCCAGGGAAGAAAUUACUACAAUUCUAAUUCAAUAUGAGAUUCUUAUUAGAGAACUAUUCAUUAAUGAUCAAAAAACAGUUAAAACGUAAGUGGUUAAUGUCCAAAAACAUACAGUGCAUAGAUUGCAUAUAAUUUACUUCAGAUUUGUAUUUAUUCUUUAUUCUGGUUCAGUAGUUCUUAACUUUAAAAAUCGUAAAAUCUAGUCAAUUCAAGGUCAAUAAGUACAAAUAAAUACACAAAAUGGUUUAAGUUUGACCCAAUAAGAACAACAUAUUGUGUUUUAUUAAUGGAAUCUGAGAUUAAAGCUAACAUAGCGUUUACUCAUUUUCUAGUACAAACCCGAUCUCUGUUUAAUUAAUUUUCGAAUUUUCAUAAAAUCAUAAUUGGUGCAUAAUUUCAUCUUAGAAAUUUCAGUCAAAAAUACAUUUAUGCACAAUCUUAUUCAAAUAACCGUUCUGUUUUCUUAAUUUAUUUUUAUCUAAGUUCAUUAAUCCAAUUUUUUUACGCAUGAACUAUUUGACUGUAUUCGUACACUCAAUUAGUAACAUUGCUUAUUACUUAUUGUUCCUAGAUAAAAUAAGUUGUUAAACAUUGAAGGCAGUAAAAGCGGUUAAUUGAAAGGAAUUGUAAAAAAAAAAAUAUGGCCCAGCUAAGGAGAUUAAGGGUCAGAGUCUUCGGAGAAAAGCGAAGGAUUGGGAAGGAGGUUUUUUUUGAGAAAAUGGAAUAAGGAAGGAAAUGGGGAGGGGUGUCAUUGAUAAGGAGAAUUUUUGAUGAGGAAAAAUUUUUUGUGGGGUAAGGUUUGGUAAGAUCUUAUUAGAUUUAGAGAUCCGACCAAGGGGAUGUGGAUUGGAAUGAAGAUUUGGGAUUAAUCUUUUGGAGAAAAGGAUUGAAUUGAUGAAAAAUAUAUCGGAAGUGUUAGGCUUGGAUGAUAAGAGGGGAUCUGAUUUAAUAUCUAGGGAUUGGAUCAAAUGGAUGAAUUGAACUGGGAUUGAAUCUGAGAAAUCGAGGAUUGAAGGUGACGGGGUUAGAUCAACCAAGAAUAUUUUGGAAAGGUAUUUAAUAAGUUAUCUAUGGAUUAGAAUAGAUCAUAUGAGAAUGAGCUUAAGAGGUAGGGAUUAAAUCUAGGUAAAAAAGUAUUGAAGAGGUAGGAUGUAUGGUUUGGAUCAGGGGGGCGGAGAAUAGUGAAAAUAAGUAAGUAAAGGUUUUUUGAACAAAGUGUGUAUGUGAAUCAUUUUGAUAUGAAAUUAACAUCAGUUUAACAAUUCAAUCUCAUUGGAAAUAAACAUCAUUGUUAACGGCA